AUGCUUCCUGAAGAUAACACGCUACCGAAGAAUCAUUACGAGGAAAAGAAGAUAUUAUGUCCUGUUGGAAUGGAAUACCAAAAAAUACAUGCUUGCCCUAACGAUUGUAUCUUGUAUAGGCAUGAGUAUGCUGAACUGCGCAACUGCCCUACAUGUGGCGUGUCACGCUACAAAGUGAACUCCAACGAUUGCGGUGAAGAUGCAACCACAUACAAAGAUCGUCCAUCCAAAGUUUGUUGGUAUCUUCCAGUAAUACCAAGGUUUAAGCGAUUGUUUGCUAAUGCAGAAGACGCGAAAAAUCUAACAUGGCAUGCUGAUGGCAGGAUCAAAGAUGGAUUGCUCCAUCAUCCUGAUGAUUCUCCUCAAUGGAAAACAAUUGAUCAUCUGUAUCCGGAGUUUAGCCAAGAUCCCAGAAACCUAAGGGUUGGUCUUGCUUCGGAUGGAAUGAAUCCAUUUGGAAACUUGAGCUGCAAUCAUAGCUCGUGGCCUGUUUUGCUAAUAAUCUACAACCUCUCUCCUUGGUUGUGCAUCAAGCAGAAGUACAUUAUGAUGUCUAUGAUGAUAGCUGGUCCAAGACAACCAGGAAAUGACAUUGAUGUGUAUCUUGCUCCCUUGAUUGAAGACCUCAGAAAAUUGUGGGUAGAAGGGGUUGAUGUGUAUGAUGGGAAUGCUCAUGAGACCUUCAAGUUGCGUGCCUUGAUAUUUUGUACCAUUAAUGACUUUCCAGCAUAUGGUAAUUUGAGUGGAUAUAGUGUGAAAGGCCACCAUGCAUGUCCCAUAUGUGAGAAAGACACAAGUUACAUCCAAUUAAAGCAUGGCAAAAAGACAGUGUAUACAAGACACCGAAGAUUUUUAAAACCUUUUCACCCAUAUAGGCGAAUGAAGAAAGCCUUUAAUGGGAUAUCUGAGAUUGACAGUGCACCGAUUCCUUUGUUAGGUGUUGAAGUUCUUGAUCGGGUGAACAACAUUACCGUUAUCUAUGGGAAGACACAAAAAAAGGAUGGCUUUGCAAACAAAAUUUGGAAGAAAAGGUCCAUCUUUUUUUAUCUGCCUUACUGGUGCAAUUUACAUGUGAGACAUUGUUUAGAUGUUAUGCAUGUUGAGAAAAAUGUCUGUGAUAGUUUGGUUGGGACACUGCUUAACAUUAAAGGGAAGACAAAAGAUGAUUUGAAAUGUCGUCAAGAUCUAGCAGAAAUGGGCAUACGUCAACAGUUGCAUCCAGUGUCAAAAGGGCUUCGAACAUAUUUACCGCCAGCAUGUCAUACGAUGUCAACGUCUGAGAAAAAAAGUUUUUGUCAUUGUUUGAAAAAUCUUAAAGUCCCACAAGGAUACUCUUCAAAUAUCAAGAGCCUUGUAUCUGUGACUGAAAUGAAGUUGGUUGGUUUGAAGUCGCAUGAUUGUCAUGUUUUAAUGCAGCAAUUGUUGUCUGUUGCCAUUCGUGGUAUAUUGCCUGACAAAGUAAGGGUUGCAAUAACUUGA
Molecule: messenger RNA, 1479 nt
Organism: Glycine soja
Lineage: Eukaryota; Viridiplantae; Streptophyta; Magnoliopsida; Fabales; Fabaceae
Exons: 1
Coding region: 1-1479 (492 amino acids)
Source: RefSeq, a predicted model, not a curated record